CCAUAUAUCUGUUAAUGCCCAACGUCCUUGGCCACUUAUAGCCAUCAGUUCACGUUCCCUUCAAGCACACAAUCUAUUCUAUUUUUGGCAAGACGCGCUCGAGCUUAUACAUUGAAUGGCCCAAGCUUUGUACACCCAGCACCCCUUGGACGAAUAUCUCAAAGAGUCCGGAGAUAGACGCGAGCGCCUUCCCGGUGCAUUCCUGGAUGCGUCGGACGAGGAGCCUGAGGCCAGUCUGACAGCGGACGAAUGUGCUGAGCUCACGCUUCCUGUUUCUUCGCUGACAGACUUGCUUGAGGUCAUACAACAGUGGGCAACCGUUUUUCGACACAUCUUCCUUUCCACAAGUGACGACUUUGCUGAACGAUUCAAAUAUGACCUAAUCUCUUCCAACUUGCUUUCGUCUUCCGUAUCUCCUUCGCCAGUCUCUACGCAUUCUCAACCUGCAUUUCCUGCUCGUGAUCAACGUCUACCCGGCGAUCUGAAAACUCCACAGCAGGACACUGUGGAGAAAACAGAUCAAGACCUGAAGCCGCUUUCAAGCGCCUUCGUUCUUCUGGGACUAGUUGCACUCUUGAAGCACCAUCGACUAACUGCUUUUCUGGCACUAUUGACAUCCGUCUCCUUCGCUAAGGCUCCGGGUAUCGGGUCGUCGAAAAGUAGUUACAUCCCACAGAUGUUUGAGGCACUAGAUAGUUUGAAAACAGCUGGGGCUGCUUGGGACCUCGCAGUCAACGACGCCAUUACCAUGGUUGAAGCAGAGGAGCGCAGUACGUACUACUCUCCAUCCCCUUCGGCCUCACCUCCGGCUUCAUCGGCACUCCGUGUUGCGCUUCACUCAACCUUGCUUACAACGCAACAGCAAUGUGACAACGUUCGGCCGCUUUUGGCGGCUUUGGCGUCGCCCAUGGAACUGUCGCAAUUGUCUGAGAUGUAUGGUCCGCCUGAUCCUUCAAAACCGUCAUAUACUCUCCAAGCUCGAAACUCACCGCCUCGACAUAAACACAGUUCUUUGUCCGAGAACAACAUCUCUCGUCUUUCGCCGCGCUCACCUUCGGCCUCGGAGGAAAAACGUCAAACAUGGAACGGAUCCAAUAUUACAAUUUUGGGUCGUAAUGCUGCAACAACAUCCACAAUUCGGAGGAAGGACCGAAGAUCAUCUGAUUUGUCAACAUUUUCAGCUUUACAAGAUUCUCCAUUCCCUUCACCAUUGACACCGCCUAGGUCUCCAUCUCUUGCCCAGGUCCUGGAAGAUGAUGAAGAGGAAAAUCAAGGCAAAGAUAACUCGCGUCUCGGAGGUCUAUCACGCGAAGACAGCCUUCCGCAAGACCAUUUUGGGACUGCAGCUCUUUACCUACGUCGAAGACGUCGGGCAAGUGGUGCGGAGGUUCUGGGUUUGCCGAGUGCGCGCUCUGUACCAUCGCUACGUGAUUCCGUUCAUCGUUCCUCACCAUCAGUCUCGUCUCAGCGUUUUACAUCAUUAUCGUCUGUGCGUCAUCCGUUUUCGCUCAGCGCGCUGCACCACGUCCUUCAAGGUGCCCUCGCCUCCCGACGAUAUUCUUGUGCGCAUCUUCUUGCUCUUCGUUUCACCGAGGACUCGGAGGACGAAUCAUAUUGGGAGAAUGUACGGAGUGUCACUGCUUUGUUAAUAUCCACACUUGAAGAUGCAACCGCAAGACUAAACGUGGCGCUCGCUGAGGCUGAUAAUUUAAAAAGGCAAGAGGCUCAGCCAACGCCAGAAAGCAGUCCAGACAGUAGUCCUGCUACAGCGCCAAACGAGGAGCUGCAUGCUUCGCGACCUCCCAGUAUCCAUGCCACAGGUCCUCUGACAUCUCCAUCACACCACUCCAAACCCUCCGCACUUCUGAAUCUUCCGAAUUCAUCGACAAACGAUAUUGACUGUUUCGCACCUGUACCAAGUGCUGUGGCUCGUUUCGCUUCCCACGUAGAUGCCUUAUCAUCGUCUCUAGGUGACGCGAGGGGUCAUCUGAUAGAGAGUGUGGAAGAGUUGCGCGAUGUACAAAAUGUUGGAUUGCCUCAAUCAUCCGAGAGGACGACUCAUAAGGCUUCGGAGGAAUCUGUCAUGCAAUCGUAUGAGAGACUACGAAGGGAGCUCGGAUUUGCACUUCGUGAAUGUGAACGAGGGAGGGCUGCACUCCUCGACAUAUUCGAAUCUCCGCGCUUGCGAAGUCUCACACUCGGCGAGGAGGACGAGACAGACGUUGUCGCCGGCGAAUCUCCGUUUAGCCGCUCACGACUCCACCCGCUUAGUAGCAGUUCAAAAGACUCGAAUGAUAAAACUGACACGGAUAUACUCACUCCGGAUGAGGGUAGUCCCGUUAUUCCGAUACUUUCGUCGCUGGAUGACGCGAGCAACGAACGAGAUGUUGACGAUGCCUCCCAACAUCUUUUACUGUCUACGUCAACGACCCAUCUUCCUCCUCCUGGCCUCGAACAGAUCUUUGAGAGCGAGUCGACCCCUUUCACAUCGUUCAACCGAGAACGCUCAAAAAUGUCUCGGGAAGAACGAAUACGGCUUAUGAAAGCUAAACGGGAGAGCAUGAACGGCCGUGGACUUGCUGCUCAGUUAGACGAUGAGGACGAUAUCGGGAAACCCGCCAGGCGUGGAAGCUGGGGUCCUGGUACAGAAGUUGUCGAAGAACUGAAGGACGUUAUUUGGAAAGUAGGCGAACGUCGACGAAAAAUGGCAGAGGAAUCACGCGCACCCUCUGCAACAAUAGGACCAACAUCGACAACAACUAUACCCUCCGCACCAGAACUUCAUAAUAAUAAUAUCUCACCGGAUGGAUCGAAUGAUUACGAUACAAGCCUAUGUACAUCAUAGGUUGUGAAGACAGAUGCUUUUUCUAUUUCUAUGUUUUUUCUUUCCUUCUUUUGCUGUUCUACUGCUCCUCUUUCGUUUUGGCUUCCUGCUUUUCUGCUUUCUGCUUUGUCUUAUGGUUAAGUAAUGUUUUUUCGCUCUGCUUAAUGGUCACACUCGUUUGCUACUCUCGUAGAGUUAUGAAUACAGGUAUAGCACUUUUAUAUAUAGUUAAUUAUUU
Molecule: messenger RNA, 3062 nt
Organism: Fomitiporia mediterranea MF3/22
Lineage: Eukaryota; Fungi; Basidiomycota; Agaricomycetes; Hymenochaetales; Hymenochaetaceae
Exons: 4
Coding region: 116-2845 (909 amino acids)
Source: RefSeq, a predicted model, not a curated record